Molecule: messenger RNA, 3700 nt
Organism: Rhincodon typus (whale shark)
Lineage: Eukaryota; Metazoa; Chordata; Chondrichthyes; Orectolobiformes; Rhincodontidae
Product: galactoside alpha-(1,2)-fucosyltransferase 2-like
Exons: 3
Coding region: 345-1424 (359 amino acids)
Biological process (GO): carbohydrate metabolic process
Cellular component (GO): membrane
Molecular function (GO): galactoside 2-alpha-L-fucosyltransferase activity
Source: RefSeq, a predicted model, not a curated record
CUUCAAAUGGAAAGCUUCAGCUUGCAUGAUCUGUCAGGAAAAUAAUUGGUCUGAAGUGAAAUAAAGAAGAAAAAAAUAGGAGACUGACAUAAUAAAAUCCAUUGACAAAAAUAGUAAAAAGCUGGGAAGAAAUUGAUGGAAGAAGGUGAAUAAAGUAUUUGUGGGCAUAAGUAUGGCUUUAUCUUUUCAGUGGAGACAUUUGCGUACUGGAAUGUUUUAACAGCAAGCACGUGGCACAAAGCUGAAGAAUACAAGUAGUGACACCUAGCGCCUCAAUCAGGGAAUUUGAAACUCCACUUCAGGAAAUUGUAAACUUCUAAUCAUAAGGUGAAGAGUCUCUGGAUAUGGUUCGUUUGAUGGAAGUUUGUGCUUGGCCAGUCAUGAAAGUGCUGGCCUUUGUAUCUUUGUUUCUUUUCAUAAUGACAGUUUCUACAAUGUAUAAGUAUCAGUUAAAAUAUGACCUAAUAUUCAAAUAUUUCCAAGCUUUUGAAAAUGCAACCACUACAUUGGAAUGUGGAACAGAGAAUGGCUCUGAAAAGGCGAUGAUUUCUUCAAAGGGAUUUUGGACAAUUAACUCCAUUGGACGACUUGGCAACCAGAUGGGGGAGUAUGCAACACUAUAUGCAUUGGCAAAAUUGAAUGGCCAUCAAGCGUAUAUUUUACCUUCCAUGGCCAAUUACCUGUCCCCUAUCUUCAAAAUUACUCUUCCAACCCUCCAUGGCAGUGUGGGAGAGAGAAUAAAAUGGAAGAAUUAUUAUCUCCAUGAUUGGAUGGAGGAUAGUUACCGUAGUAUUCAAGGAGAUUAUGUCCGGCUCUCAGGAUACACCUGUUCCUGGACCUUCUACCAUCAUAUCCGGUCAGAAAUUCUUCGUGAGUUUACUUUGCACGACUUUAUUGUAGAACAGACGGAUGUAUUCCUCAGACGCAUUAGAGGUGAGAGAAAGAAUGUGACUUAUGUUGGUGUUCAUGUUCGAAGGGGAGAUUAUAUUCAUGUCAUGCCAAAUGCUUGGAAAGGAGUUAUAGCUGAUAAGAAAUAUUUAGACACAGCAAUGGCCUACUUCAGAAAUAAAUACAAAAAUGUGGUUUUUGCAGUGACAAGCAAUGGAAUGGACUGGUGUAAGCAAAACAUUAAUAACUCCAAAGGAGAUGUUUACUUUUCAGAUGAUCCAAAGCAGGCCACUGUAGCUUUUGACUUUUCUAUUCUUGCACAUUGUAACCACACAAUAAUGACAAUCGGAACAUUUGGUUUCUGGGCUGGCUACUUGGCAGGUGGGGAGACAAUUUAUCUCACAAACUUUACUUUACCUGAAUCUCAGUUUCUAAAAGUGUUUAAAUAUGAGGCUGCUUUCUUACCUCAAUGGAUUGGAAUUCCUGCUGAUCUCUCACCUCUUCUGCACAAAGAUGCUUCAAAAUUGGUCCACUAGCUACAUAUCCUAUAUCUUUGAAGCUUGUUAGUUUCAUAUCUCUUGAGUUUAAUUCAAUUUCAUAUGGAAAGGAAAUAAACUAAAUAGCUCAAGCAAAUUGAUCUCCUGGAGAAUAAGUAAAGUUAAGUUCAGAAAUCAAUGUGUCCAAAAAUACACAUUGAAAUUUAUGGAAAAUGUUCUUGUCUUUGUUUUGUCCAAGCCACUGCAUAAUAUAUUUCAGUUAGUAACAGUUAUGGUGCAGGAAUUGGUUAAUGGGUAGCAUUAAAGCAGUUCAGAAUAUACAGGUCAAAUCUGACUAGACAGUACAGCAGUGGAAUUAACAAUCGAAAGAUCUGUAUAGGAUUGUCUCUUCAAGGAACAUGCUGUAACUUUGGUUCUGUGGUUUCCUUUAUUAUUUUCUACAAGGCUGCCAUGAUCUCACUAUCACUAACAACAAGAUAAUACAUCCAGAGUAACAGUCUAGGAACCUCCAUCCUUUAAUGUAGAAAGAAUGUUUCAGAUCUUGGCAUCUAUCAAUAUCAAGGCAAAAGACUGCAGGUGCUGCUAAUCUGAAACACAGAGAGAUAAUGUUGCAGAAUUUAUUUCCCUCAUUAUCCAAAUCCUACAGCCUCACACAACUUACUCCUUCAAAAAUUUAUGUCACCUUCAUCAAUUCAAUGGAAAACUGGCACAGUAGAUUGUUCGCCUGCUCUUUUUCAUUUUUUUUUGACUGAAGACAAGUCUGUCUCAUGCUGCUGCAAUCUCCACCACUCAGUAGGACUAAGCUUAUGUCCUGACUCCACCCCAAGCAGGAUUGGGAUCAAACUCUGUGUUAUUGGCACUGAUUUGAUCCUCACCAACUGAGAUAAACCAUUCCCCCUCCCCACCCCCAAACAAUAACAUGAUCAAGGAGUGAGUAUUGUUGUGGGAACACACACUUUUCAAGAUAUACUGUAGUCCAGAGUCAAGAAUCAUGACAUGGAGACUGCAAUUUUCCUUCCAUCAUAUGGCUGACCAGGAAUCUCUCCUGCUCUUAUUGCCUGCCACGGGGUAGUCUUGCAGAUUGGUACAAAACCUUUGAGGCUACAUUACAAUCACACUUCCUUUUGGCCAUUAAGUCCCUGUGUGGGACUUGACCUGAGCAAAUGGCUGAACAGAAUUUGCUCCCAAUUUUGUUAACUUUCUUUUUGAAGUAUUGGAAGGAGUUACAGGUUCAUCCUCAACUUGUCUGGCCACAUUAUGAAUAUACCAUCGUUAGCCUUCGAGUCCUUAGAUUGAAUUUUAAUCCAGAGCUUCUGGCUUCGAGGCAGGAAUACUAUGCCCUAUAAAGCAAAACAUCUAUUCAUAAACUGAUAUGCCCAUUGAAUGCUGGUCUUCAGAAUAGCAUUAGCCUUAAUAACUCAAAGCUAGAAUACAAGAGGUUUUUAGUCAUGCUACAGCUACGCAAAGCCUCAGUUGGACACUGUGUUUAUGACACAGGAUGGCACCAACUUUAUGUACAGUACAUUAGCUUUUGAGGGAGUGCACAGUAGAUUUGCUAGAACUCUAUCUGGACACACAAGGAUUGAAUUACAAGGCAAGACUAAACAAGCUAGGGUCGUAAGGCUUGAAUUUGGAAAUUAGAAGUUUCAAAGGAGAUUUGAUUGGAGGUUUCAAGAUAUUAUGGGGAACUGAUUAGCAAAGGAAAUUAUUUCUCCUCGUUUGGGAAUCCAGAACUGGGGCAUAGAGCCUAAAUAUUCAAAGCAGGUCCUUUCAGGAGUGAGGUUAGAAAAAACGUCUAUGUGAAAGGGUGGUAGAGGUUUGGAAGUGUCUUUUUCAAAUGGUAAUUCUGAUCUCAUUGAAUGGUGGAGCAGACUUGAGAGGCUAAAUUACCUAUUCCUAUUUUUAUGUUCUAAUAUGAAUCAAAAGGAAUAUGAAGUUUGGUCUGUUUCCAUGAGCAGAGGAUAUUCCUCUCACCCAAUAACUGAGAAACUGCUGCAAUGAAUCUCAUGAAUAUUUUCAAAGGGAAAUGCUGAUCAAGAACAUUGCUGUACUUUGACAAUGUUGGGAACAUUACUUAUAUAUUUGUAUAUCAUUGUGUGGAGAAACUGAGAUUAUUCUGUGAUUUGAUGUUACAAGCAAAAUGCAACAUAAAUGAAACACUUUGAGGAAAUAUAGCCUUUAAUUGUUUUGUCAAUUUGUUCUACAGUGUCACAUUAAAAUUGAUCAGUUGUACAGCUUUUUUUUAACAUGUUUAGAAAGUUCAAGCCUGAUUGGACAAGCAUUACAGUUUGUUCACAAAUAAUGAUGACAUUUCA